UUAAGCUACUAACUAACCCUACCUUUUAAGACUUUGAGCUGAUUUUCAGGCUCAUAAAUUCAUAAUAAUAUUUAAACUCAGCUCUCCCACAACUCAACAGAUCUUCCCAAUUCAGAUUCACACUAAUACAAUUAUGCUUUACAAUGGUAGAUUCCGAUUCCUUUCUCAAUCUCAAUUCCUCUAGAUUUUGAUUGAAUUGGGAUUUGACCUCGCUUCAAUGGGUUCCUCUCAGUCUGUUCAAGUUCCCGAAAAUAGCGACGAAGAAGAACAGGAACAAGAGCAAGACGACGACGACGAAGAGGAAGAAGAAGAAGAAGAAACAGAGGACCACAAUGGCGAGCCUGAUAGGAUGAGGGAAGUGGAUAACCAUUUGGUGAAGAAGGUUCUUCAACAGGAACCGGAGAUGUUGCCCUGCUACGCAUCCGCAUCGCCUCUCUCUCCUCAGCUAUCUUCAUUGGGUACGCCUCGCCUCGGACCCUCUAUCAAGGUCUGGGACCCUUACAAUGUGCUCGCUCCGCCACCCCCGCUUCCGCCUCCUCCCGUCUUUUCCCGGAGCUUCUCGUCCAAUGCCAUGGACGAGGAUCGGGUGAUGUUCGAAGUGUUUUUGAUUAGUCACGGCGAGUGUCAGCUGAGUCUCAGGCCGGAUUUGGUUGGGGGCCGGUGCCCGGAGGCUGCGCUCACCACCAAUGGGAAGCGCCAAGCCAGGGCUUUGGCGGUGUUCUUGAAUUCCCAGGGGAUUCGGUUCAAUGCGGUUUACUCAUCGCCGUUGGAUCGGGCUCGAUCCAUGGCUGUAUCAGCUUGUCAGGAAAUGAACUUUGCAGAGGAACAGAUUCAAACUUCGGAUGCUCUUGUGGAGAUGAGUCAGGGGCAUUGGGAAGGAUGCCUUCGGUCAGAGAUAUACUCUGCUGAAAUGUUGAGCUUUAUUGACAAUGUUCAGCCUGAUUUUUGUCCACCCUCAGGGGAAUCACUGAGGCAAGUGGAGUUUCGAAUGGUUAGUUUUCUAAAUGGGACUGUGUUGGGACUGCCUGAAAAAUUAAGAUCAGAUUUCUCGUCACUCCAUCCGAUGGAGAACCAAGGUUUUCCACUCCAUAAUCCUCACACUUUAUCGAGUUCAAUCCAUGACCGAGAAGGGUCUUCACUCGCAGCACCUCACUGGGAUAUGCUUCAGAGGCAGCAGCGACAGGGAACUGGGCUACUAAGGAAAAAGUCCGGAAAAAGCAGGCUACAAUUUAUGACUACCACUGGAGAUCAUGAGGUCGAGGAAGAAAUUUCCCCUCAAGAGUCCAAUCAUCGAAGCUCCCUACAUGAUUUAAGUGGCAGGAGCUCCUCUUAUGCCCCUACUUGUAUUGGUAUUUUUAGUCAUGCAGUGCCAAUUAGGUGUCUCCUCACUGGCAUCCUUGGCUGCAGCCCGCUAAUGUCUCAUAAGAUGUGCAUAGACGAUUCUUCAGUGACUGUGCUGCAGCAUUCAUGGAAAACUGGUUGGCAGAUAAAAAAGUUGAACGAUACUGCACACCUCAGACUUCUUUAGUCGGAGUGUUUAGCCUGAAAAAUCUCAUCUAUGGAUUCAUCGGCCAAGGCCCGGCAAUGGCAUCGGUAUGGUUUCUGGAUUGAACUUGUAUGCUGCAACUCAUGAUGUUGGAUGAAGUUGCACUACAUUUUGCACUUUUUUGUUACCAUCUUUGCAAUACUUGUUUCUAGAUUAAGUUUAACUAGCUCCCAAGAAAACUAAUUGUUGUGGGAGUUGGGAUUAUUUUUAUAUGGGAUGAUUCUUUUGAUUUGUAGCCAUUUCCUGGAGUAACUAUAGUUGUAAUAGAAAGAAAAAUAAGUUUAUUAUUGUUUUAUCAUAUUUUUUUUUUUUGAGAAUGGGAAAACUUUUAUGAGCUUAUUGGCAGUCA
This is a messenger RNA of Humulus lupulus (European hop), 1895 nucleotides long. RefSeq lists its product as uncharacterized. The transcript is spliced from 2 exons. NCBI's taxonomy places the organism in Eukaryota, Viridiplantae, Streptophyta, Magnoliopsida, Rosales, Cannabaceae. The record is from RefSeq and is a predicted model, not a curated record. Bases 218 to 1528 code for a protein of 436 amino acids.